Molecule: messenger RNA, 1032 nt
Organism: Trichomonas vaginalis G3
Lineage: Eukaryota; Parabasalia; Trichomonadida; Trichomonadidae
Product: organellar and viral DNA polymerase type B
Exons: 1
Coding region: 1-1032 (343 amino acids)
Source: RefSeq, a predicted model, not a curated record
AUGUACCGGAAGUUGUCUAAGUUAGAACACUCGGAAAUAAAACAACUUCUUACAGAAGCUAAUAUAGAUGUUGCAAAGCAUUACGCAACAAACAAAAAAGCACUCGCUGACUUCAUUAAAGACUACAAUGGUGAAAUAACUUAUGAUAGAAUUCAUGAGUUCAUAAAGCCGCAACGCGGCGAGGACGAAGUCCAUGCAAGAGCAUUUCCUUUAAAUGACGUUGCUAUUGACUUAUAUCAUAGACGUUCAGUACCUCAUGAAGUAAGAAGAGAAAUGUUUGACAUAACAAAUGCAAACGUUGGUAAAACACGAAAGAGAGACGACACACUGAAACAACAGAGAAGAGAGAUGUUUAAAAGUGCUAUAGAACAAGUUCGCAAAGCUAACGAUGUCAUUCGUUCCAUUGACGACAAACCAAAAGAAGGUGAGAGAUGGUUAAAGAAAGAUGAAGAGAAUAGGAAGAGAAAUGUGAAGUCAGGCAAUAGACUCAUUGACUUUAACAUCGAAGCUUUAGAUGAACCAAACAGAGACUACUUACACAAACAUUUCGGUAAGGUUUUCAUGAGACUCUUAGAGAAAAUUAAAAUAAACUCACAACAGAGAUGGAUGGUAUGUUAUAAACUUGGUGGAAAGUAUGAAUGUUCUACGUUAAACCUCAAUAAUAUUGGAACAUUACUACAUCAGCUCUUGAAGGAGAACUUUAUAUCAGAGAUAGAAGCAAAUGCUGCAGGUAUUGUUGAAAUGCACUAUGACUUCUUCUUGACAAACAUAAAGAAUCUUACUGAAAUAAAGAUGUAUGAUUUAACAGAAUAUGAAGGCUUAACGAUGUCAGAUGUAAAGAAAGGCAAACCAAAAAAGAGACCAUAUAGAGAUGAAAGCACACUGACAAAUGACCAGAAAGCCAUUUUGGAAGCUCUUAAGCAAACAGGAAACCCAGCACUUAUAGAAAGCUUUUGGAAAAUAAUGGUGAAAAGAAGUUUUAUAAGAAGAGAAGCGGUCAGUUCUGGAAGUAUCUUUGCAGAUUACCUAUAA